This is a messenger RNA of Hemiscyllium ocellatum (epaulette shark), 627 nucleotides long. RefSeq names its product interleukin 6 (interferon, beta 2) (gene il6). The record is from RefSeq and is a predicted model, not a curated record. Gene Ontology annotation, cellular component: extracellular region. The transcript is spliced from 4 exons. NCBI's taxonomy places the organism in Eukaryota, Metazoa, Chordata, Chondrichthyes, Orectolobiformes, Hemiscylliidae. Gene Ontology annotation, biological process: positive regulation of cell population proliferation; T-helper 17 cell lineage commitment; immune response. Gene Ontology annotation, molecular function: growth factor activity; interleukin-6 receptor binding; cytokine activity. Bases 1 to 627 code for a protein of 208 amino acids.
AUGGGGGUGACAGCCGUCUGGAUGGUUCCUGUUGCUGUCUCCCCGCUCCCUGAAGCUUCCGGAGACUCUGCAGACCUUUCUACAACUGGAACACCCCCCAGCGCUGGAAAUCCGAAUCUUGAACCUUUGGCUCUUUUCAUCUGGAAUAUUGCCACCGAACAGCGUAAACGACAGCUGUGCGAUUAUUUUUCCAUGUGCGAUGGGACGUCAAAUUCACUGAAUAUGUACAACAUGCAGCUGCCACAGAUUCGAAAGAGAGAUAAAUGUUUUGAGAGCAGUUUCCAGAAGAAAAAGUGUUUGAUCAGGAUUGUCCAGGGAUUUCAGGACUAUAAGAAGUAUCUCCAGUUUGUGCGUCAAAGGAUUGUGGGUGAUAAUUUGCAAGUGGAUGCAAUGCUGAGCAGCUCAAAGAUUUUGGUUGACCUGCUCCCACUGGAGAGCAAAAUUCGUGAACGUAUUGCUCAACAAGAUAACAGUAAAGAAGGAACUUUCAAUUUGGAUGAAUCGACUAAAACAGACUGGGAUAAGCAAGUGACAGUUCAUGUGAUUCUUAGAAAUUUUGCUCUCUUUAUGGAGAGUACUAUUCGAGCCAUUCGAUUCAUGCAAUCAGCACCUGCAACAGCUUUAUGA